Messenger RNA from Tuber aestivum (summer truffle), 990 nucleotides. NCBI's taxonomy places the organism in Eukaryota, Fungi, Ascomycota, Pezizomycetes, Pezizales, Tuberaceae. The record is from the annotation of a GenBank genome assembly.
ACACCAGAAGACACACUACGAACAAGGUUUCUUUUUUUUUAUUAAAUCCGACACACCGACAAUCGUCCUGCCGGAUCCUGUCUACCACAUUAUCACCUGCAUCAGUAGAGUCCCACCCCGAGGUCCUCGUACAAGAGCCACAGACUGGAAAAAAGCUUGGUUUGCUUACCGAGGCUCUGCCUAAACCGAAGCCUGAACUACGUAGGUCCAUCUAAUAUCAUACUUAUACACGCAUUUUUGUUGAAUACCAACUUACUAAAUUUAUAAGGAACGAACAGCAGCGAUGUUUAGGCUCCCAGUUCUUGCCAAGCUCAUACCAAAGCCGCUUAAUGCCUACCAGAGGUAUUUCCGACAGGGUCACCCGGCGGCAGGUAAAAAGAUUCCCGCAGCUAAAAAAAUUCCAGCUGCUGGACCGGUGAGCUUGAACUCUUAAUGGCCUGCAAACAAUUCUAACUGUGAUAAUGCUUUGCAGAGUCAGCCGCCAGUGGAUCCCGGGCGCAGGACCUCAUACUCGAAUCUUUCACACACACAGACAGAGAAACGAUUAGGUUUCCUUCUAACAACGUUCGACUGGGAUGCUAUUCCAGUUAGUCAGAUGUUAGUCACUGCUGACCAGGAAGCCAAAAUCCAAGGCCUCACGGAAGAAGAAGUCCAAGAAGUAAAAGAGAAAGUGUACGAACGGAUUGCAGAUUGUUUAGAAGGAGAGGGCUAUCCAAGCACUAUGAAUGAGCACUAUAAAGAAGCCAACGUUAACGACCUCGUGUUCACAAUGCUUAUCCCGGUAAUUGCUAUGUAUAAAAGAAAAACUGGACGAAAUCUACUCUUGAUCAGGGAAAAAGCAAUCAUAGCCAAGGACGGGAAAACAAGCGGGUAUCAAGAGUUUGUGAUGAUUGAUAGGAUUGGCGUUGGCAAUGAGAAAUAUGUGUUCGUCGUCGAGGCAAAAAAGUCAAACCUAGGCGAAGCAAAAAAACAAUGUCUUCUCGCGAUGAA